Oncorhynchus nerka (sockeye salmon) is the source of this 2357-nucleotide messenger RNA. Its product is annotated as TM2 domain-containing protein 3-like. The record is from RefSeq and is a predicted model, not a curated record. The transcript has 6 exons. The coding region runs from base 31 to 807 and encodes 258 amino acids. Lineage: Eukaryota; Metazoa; Chordata; Actinopteri; Salmoniformes; Salmonidae.
AAGGGAUUGAAGUUGAUUUACGUUGGCACAAUGGCUACCGUCAGUCAGAUUUGGCCAUUUGAGAGAAGACGCUACCUAAAAGCCCAUGGAAUCACAACAUUGUUCAUUUUGGAUCUAUGUUUGCGAUGUGUGAAUGGGUACCUGAGCUCCCCACACGUGGGCCAGGAGCCCCCUUACAGCCGAGAUGCUCAGCCAGUCAUCACCAGCCCGGUGGUGCCUUCUCCAUCUGCAUCUCCAACUGAUUCAGAUGGCUAUGCUGCCAACUGCCCCAGUGGGGGUCAAUGCAACAGACUGCCUGCUGACUGCUUCAACUGCAGCUAUCAUCACAACUGUAGCUAUGGCAAACCAGCGUCUUUCUCUUGCAAGGCCAAGAGAGGAGUCCACUGCACAGUGGAGUCGGGGAAGCAGCAGACCAACUUCUCCCUGUCCAUCACUUGCCAGUUCUGCUGGCAGCUGGACCUGUCUCAGUACAGGUGCUCCAACUCAACCAGCUGUAUGACCGUUGCCUGCCCUCGCAAACGCUACAAAGCCACCUGCCAAGUACUGGACCACGUUCACUGCUUAGGUAAAAGAGUAUUUCAGAAACGUUUGUACUGCAACUGGACAGGAGGGUACAAGUGGUCUACAGCACUGGCACUCAGCAUUACACUAGGUGGAUUUGGGGCUGACCGGUUCUAUCUAGGCCAGUGGAGAGAGGGUCUGGGCAAGCUGUUCAGUUUCGGUGGCCUGGGCAUCUGGACCCUGAUUGAUGUGCUGCUGAUUGGAGCGGGCUAUGUGGGGCCAGCCGAUGGCUCCCUCUACAUCUGAGAUCUGUGAUUGAUGCCCACUCCACAGGCAUGAUGGUUGUAGGGUUGAUACCCUCUCCAUUUCAGUUUAGACUGUCUGACUGUAAAUAUCCACUCUAUGGAGAUGCCAUUCCAUUAUCACACCAUCUGCUUGCCCAAACUCCCACUGUCUGCAAAGACUGACUUCUUGUCCCAUCUGCCACCAGUUCAGCUUCAAGGUCAGCCUUGUCAGGUCCGCCUCUAGAUCAUCAAGCCCAAGCGUCCUUCACUGAUAUACUGUAAUACAAGCUGCACUGAGCAUCGUUUUGUUUGGUUAAUGGUGAUUAGAGUUGGUCAGGCUGAUAUGGACUGACUGGAGAAUGGGAGGUAGGGACAGUUAAGCAGUGCUUGGAAUUAUAUUGUAACAAUGGCCACCUAUGGUGCUCCAUGGUCAUGCAUAGGAGACCAGUAACCAUGGCUACAGAACACAAAAUGGACUUAUUAUUAUAAUACCGAUAACAGAAACAAAAAGUGCUUGGAAGAAAAGCAGUGUUUCUUCCCUGUAGGUUUUGUAAAAGCAUGUGGCACCUGCUAAGUGUGAUGAACGGUUAUGUGCAUCGGUGGAUAGCAGAUCAACCUUUCAGUGUUCUGUCUGCAAACCAACCAGCAAAAGAGUACUAGAACGGUUAUUUUCUUUGGAGUGUAACAUUGCAACAUGAAUGUCAGAUUGCUUGGUUGAAAAUGUGGUUGGGAUACAGAUUUGGGGAAAUUACAUGGUUAUUAUGGCUGGGGCUUAAAUUGUGUAUUUAUAUUUAUUGCAUUGUGGAUGUGCACCACAGGAGGCUGUUGAGGGGAGGACGGCUCAUAGUAAUGGCUGGAACGGCAUUAAACGCAUGGAAACCAUGUGUUUGAUGUAUUUGAUACUAUUCCGCUCCAGCCAUUAUCAUGAGCCCGUCCUCCCCAAUUAAGGCGCCACCAACCUUCUGUGAUGUGCACCAAUAUGCAUAUGUCAGAUUUAAGCAUUAUAUGGUGAAACGGCUAGCUAGUCAGCGGUGGUGCGCGCUAAAUAGCGUUUCAAUCGGUGAUGUCACUUGCUCUGAGACCUUGAAGUAGUGGUUCCCCUUGCUCUGCAAGGGCCGCGGCUUUUGUGGAGCGAGGGGUAACGAUGCUUCGUGGGUGACUGUUGUUGUGUGCACAGGGUCCCUGGUUCACACCCAGGUAUGGGCGAGAGGACGGUCUAAAGUUCUACUGUUACAAUGGCAUUGCGCUACAGCUCUGCAUGCCUAAAACACACAAUCUGUUCUCGUAAAGCUGUGCAGGCUUCAACUAGGUCACUAACUGGUUCAGAAUGGUUUUAGUACUAGUUUUCAAAGAACUUGUACAACAGGUUUUUUUCUUCAUUGCUAAUCGCCCAGCCCGAAUGGUUACGAUAUGUAACCUCCCAUAUCCAGAGCUUGAGUAUGUGUGCUGCACAAACUGGUAACCUAUAUUUCUGGUGAAAAUGUGUUCAUGUUCUGGAGGUAGGAUUUGUUUUUUUUGGAACACUGUAAUGACAAUGUUUGAGAAUUGUAAAUAUAAAUUUGUGAAAUAUUA